Messenger RNA from Lotus japonicus, 1383 nucleotides. RefSeq names its product 60S ribosomal protein L7-3-like. The transcript is spliced from 8 exons. Gene Ontology annotation, biological process: maturation of LSU-rRNA from tricistronic rRNA transcript (SSU-rRNA, 5.8S rRNA, LSU-rRNA). Bases 313 to 1236 code for a protein of 307 amino acids. Gene Ontology annotation, molecular function: structural constituent of ribosome; RNA binding. NCBI's taxonomy places the organism in Eukaryota, Viridiplantae, Streptophyta, Magnoliopsida, Fabales, Fabaceae. The record is from RefSeq and is a predicted model, not a curated record. Gene Ontology annotation, cellular component: cytosolic large ribosomal subunit.
AUAAAUUUUACAUUGAUAAGAAGGAAAACCCUAACUUAGAAGAGUUGGAUUUCUUUCCUCCCUUUUGUCAUCAUCUUUUAUGCUGUGAUCGGCGACGAUUCAGUGCUAACUUUUCUAGGUCUUGUUUUACUGAUUUUAGUGAAGAUGGCAGAAGAAGAGGAAGAAGCAAAAGCUCUCAACUCUAUUCCAGAGGAGAAGAAGAAGAAUAAGAAGAAGAAGAAGAAGCUUUUACUAUUGUUUUUCAUCAUCUAAUAUCUAAUCUGCAAUUUUAUUUUAUCUAAGAAGAAGAGGAAACGCAGCGGCAGGUUAGAUAUGGAGAAAAAGAAGAAUAAGAAGAAGAGGAAACGCAGCCUCAGGGUAGAUAUGGAGAAAUUUCAAACCAUUAUGUAUAUACAGAGACCCUUACCCCGUCGUAAAUUCACACUAGAUGAAGCUUUCAAUAUUGCAGAGAAGAAGAAGAAGAAUAACAAGAGCAACAGCGAAGCAAACAAGUUUACAUUGACACUCACAAAAAACAAAUCUAGGAGGAAGGCCAGUGGCUUCUUUUUCUUCAAAAAGACGAUUUGGAAUAUUCCAUGUGUGCAUGGACAAAAAAUGAAGCAAGUCCGCCUCAAAUACAGAAAGGAUUGGAAAAAGUUUGGCCCCAAAAAGUUUUUCAUCAUAAAGGGGAUGGUGAUGCCCAAUACGGGAGGGAAAGUCCUAACUGGUGCAGUCAUGAUGAUACCGCCAGCAAUAGUGACCUCAAAUUUCAAGCCCGUAGUAAUCAUUCAGAUACAGGGGAAAAAAUACAUCCAUCCUAUAACCAGAAAGGUCUUAUUCAGCUUGGGGUUGAGAAGACUAUUCAGUGCAGUUUUUGUGAAGUCAACUGAGCAAAUCAUGAGCAAACUGCAGAGAGUGGCACCAUAUGUUACCUAUGGAUAUCCAAAUCUUGAAAGCAUAAAGGAGCUACUUUACAAGAAAGGACAUGCAAAAAUAGACGAGCGAAAGGUUUCUUUGACGGAUAGUAUUAUUGGGCAGGAAUUAGGUAAGUUUGGUAUUUUAUGCAUGGAAGACAUGGUGCAUCAAAUUUAUAAUGUUGGUCCCCACUUCAAGGAAGUCGUCAGAUUUAUAUGGCCCUUUGAACUCAACAAACCUUCAGAUGGAUUUAAGGGAUCAAAAACCUUAUUCAAGAAUGGUGGAGAUGCAGGGAACCGUGAGGAUUCCAUCAACGAGUUAAUCAAUAAGAUGAUGAAUUAAUUGUCUUAUGGUAGUAUUAUAUCCAGGAAGUAAUCCGUGCACGGGUGCUUUCUUACAUUAAAUUAAAAUUGUAUUUGAACACCUAUCAUGUUUUACUAUUAUGAAUUAAUUUAAGAGAUAAAAUAAUCUAAUAAUGUACAUUAUGAA